AUGAGGGGAGACCUCACCAGGCGUAGUUUACAGCGCCCUGCUACAGGAGAUUCAAACCUCAAGAAGCCCGGGAACGUCCUCACUUGCGACACGUCCUCUGAUAAUCUGGAGUCUGGCCCGGAGCCCACUGGUGAGGACCAAUGGGAUCUCGGUGCUUUCUUGAAGGACGGUCCUUUCGAAACGCAGACGGAAGUGAGAGAAUCGGCCAAAGAGGUCGGCGUUCUGUACAAGAAUCUAGCCGUCAAGGGAGUGGGGGCUCAAGCGACAUUUCUCAAAACCUUGCCAGAGGCCAUUAUCGGCCCGUUUGGCCCCGAUCUUUAUCGUUCCGUCUCCAGAUUGGUAUCGGCUUGGAGAUUUGGAAAGCAACCCCCAACACGCGAUCUCCUUUCCGAUUUCUCGGGUGCUGUGCGGGACGGCGAAAUGAUGCUCGUCUUGGGUCGACCCGGAUCCGGAUGUUCCACAUUCCUCAAAGUAAUCGCGAAUCAACGGGAGAGUUUUGCUAGGGUAGAAGGCCAAGUCAGCUAUGGAGGUAUCUCGGCCGAUGAACAAAGAAAGUGCUACAGAGAUGAAGUCAUCUACAAUCCUGAAAAUGAUCAGCAUUUACCCACGUUGACCGUGUGGCAGACCUUGCGCUUUGCAUUGAUGAACAAGACACGGAAGCAUAAAGCAGAAUCCAUCCCUAUCAUCAUCGACACUCUGUUGAAGAUGUUUGGAAUCUCUCAUACGAAGGGCACCUUGGGAGGAAACGAGUAUGUCCGAGGGGUCUCCGGAGGCGAACGAAAACGAGUCGGUAUUGCUGAGGCCUCGGCCAUCAAGUCGUCAGUGGUGUGUUGGGACAAUGCGACUCGUGGACUCGAUGCCUCGACGGCUCUGGAUUAUGCCGGGGAGGGUAUUUAUGAACUCAUGGACAAGGUCUUGGUGAUCGAGGAGGGCCGGAUGAUCAAUCAAGGUCCCGCGAAGCUUGCGCGCCAAUAUUUCAUUGACCUCGGGUUUCAUGGCCCGGACCGUCAAACCACAGCCGACUUUUUGACAUCGGUGGGAGAUCCCAAUGAGUGCCAGUUCCAGCCGGGCAAAGACGCAUCGACCCUCAAGACAGCCGAAGAACUUGAGGCCGCAUUCCGCCAGUCUGACCUUUACAAGCCAGUGCUUGCGGAGGCCGAACACUAUACAGUGUCUUUCUGGCGUCAGGUCCUGGCUUGCACUCUCCGCGAAUUUUGGCUGUCCGGGGUGACAAAACCACACUGUACACCAAGGUCUUCAUCAUGGCCAGAGUGCUCCUGGAUCGCUCCGUCCUUGCAGUUCAGACCGCGGUGUUCACGAUCAUCGUCUACUUUAUGGCCAAUCCGGACCUCGAUGGUUCCACGCUGGGCAGCAACACCGUCAGCGGCCGUGCGUACUACGAAACCUCAUUCGGCUGCUCGAGAUCCCAUCUCUGGCGAAAUUUCGGGGUGGUCACCGCUUUUACCGUCUUGUUCAUUCUUAUCACGGCGUUGGCCUCCGAACUCUUCUCCUUUGCCGGAGGUGGUGGGGGGAGCACUGGUGUUCAAGAAGACUCGGAAGGCCAGGAAGAUGGUCGAGGAAGAAACCCAGCCCGCAGAUGAAGAGAAGGCAGCCAAACUCGCGGGGCCUACCUGGAGCGGAUCGACCGAGACACUCCUGAAUGAGACAAGCGAAACCGCGGACACCAUUACGAGGAGCCCGAGCGUCUUCACCUGGGAGGAUGUCCAAUACGAGGUCCCAUGUCAGAGCGGAACCAAGAAGUUGCUCAACGGCAUCAACGGGUAUGUCCAACCACAAACGGUGGGGAAGCUGUCUGGCAGUAUGCUCGUGGACGGCCAGCCUCCGGGAGUUGAAUUUCAGAGAGGCACGGGCUUUUGCAAACAGAUGAAUCUACAUGACAAGACAGCCACCAUCCGUGAGGCUCUCGAAUUCUCGGCUGUGUUGAGACAGGGUCGCCAUAUCAGCAAACGAGAAAAACUGGAUUGUGUUGACCGGAUCAUCGAUUUGCUGGAACUCUACGACAUCCAAGAUGCUGUUAUUAGUUCGCUCGGUGUCGAACAAAGUCGAAUUGGCCGUCAAACCGGAACUACUCCUCUUCCUGGAUAA
This is a messenger RNA of Rhinocladiella mackenziei CBS 650.93, 2106 nucleotides long. RefSeq lists its product as uncharacterized. The coding region runs from base 1 to 2106 and encodes 701 amino acids. Lineage: Eukaryota; Fungi; Ascomycota; Eurotiomycetes; Chaetothyriales; Herpotrichiellaceae. Gene Ontology annotation, molecular function: ATP hydrolysis activity; ATP binding. The transcript is spliced from 2 exons. The record is from RefSeq and is a predicted model, not a curated record.